Linum trigynum is the source of this 2952-nucleotide messenger RNA. The record is from the annotation of a GenBank genome assembly. NCBI's taxonomy places the organism in Eukaryota, Viridiplantae, Streptophyta, Magnoliopsida, Malpighiales, Linaceae.
CCACGCCUGUGCGGUCUGGUUCGGUCUGGUCUGGUCCAGAUAGACCACACUCAGUGAAGAAUGAAUUGAUAUUUGCCUUAAAACAUUAAUCCUAACAUGCAUGAAUAAUUUUGAUACCCCAAAUCUAAGUACAUAACAAAGAUACAAAGUAAAAGCAUCCCAACUUGCACCAGAACGUCGUAAACAUUAACAUAAUGUCAUAUGGAGACACGAUUAUCUCUACUCUCUAGUUAAAUGUGGCUGUGAAUGAAGGAGUGACGAGAUUCACAAAACUAAGGUUGAGACUUGGGUGUCGUCGUGGAAGUUGGGAGAGUAGUCGAAUGGGCUGCUAACACGUAUUGACAAGUCAGUUGGAUCCACGAUUUGGUCCGGUAAACCGCGGUCUAGACCAGACCAGACAAAGAGAUCAAAACAUAAAAUAAUACAGACCAUGGACCAGACCAGACCAUACUUAACGGUCUAUGGUCCGGACCAAACUGUGUGGUACGGUUUGGACCAUGAUUUUUCUAACUGGUCUAUUUUCCAAGCCCUAUUGCCACCCAACCAUUUUGUCGUGGUUUGAUUGUCAAUUUUAAACUAAAAACGAGGUCAGACUCCUUUAGCGUCGUCUAAUUAGACAACUUAAUUAAGUAGAAUACAGAAUAGAGCAAAAGGUGGCCAAUGAUUCAAAGUAACUCGGGCGUUUUGGUUGUUUCAAACGUAAAACAUCCAAUUCCACUACUUACUAUGGGCCUUUUCUAAUUGCCGGACUUUAUGAAUUGUUGCGAAACCCAGAAACAACUUCUCUCGGGCCAUCGAGCCUAAAAUGUUAGAAGCCCAUUCAUAAGCUAUUUCAUUAAAAGGCCCAUUGAGUUUGCCAAACAUAUUUCGACUAGGCCCGCACAUAAAGAAGCAAAAGCGUGUGUCUUCUUUGGCGUUUGUGGAAAAACCGGUGUUCUGUUUUCUUUGAUUGUAAAUAGAUACGAAUUGAAACGUUAGCAGCGCAAUGGAGACAUCAAGUGUCUGAAGCUGAUUCAGCAUUUCUGCAAUCGAGUCAUUCUAAUAGCGCUACUCAGGGAUCUAGUCCGAAUGGGGGGUUGAGUGUUCCUGCGGCAAAUGGGUUCCAUUUAUGUAGCUACCUUCGAUGGGGCUACUCAUUUGGGUUUGCUGAGCACAUCAGCUUUUGUGAUCAAAGAUAGUUCAGGUUGUCUGCUCUCAGCACAAGCUCGUCAAUGGGAAGGUGUGCAUGAUGCGAUGGUGUUGGAGGCGCUUGCGUUGCGGGACGUUUUGCUUGAAUGUCAGAGAAGGAAUCUUCAUUCAGUUAGUGUGGCUGGGGAUGCAAAGAUAAUAAUUGACAAAUGUUGUGCUCGAGAUUUUCACCAUUCCAAAGUAGGUAUUCUUCUGAAGGAAAUCUGUAGUUUGCUAGAUGAAUUAUCGAAUUACUCGCUUCGGUUCAUAGGUCGUUCUAACAACAGCGAAGCUCAUUCUGUGGCUCGUCAUGCUCUGUUCAUGUCACCCCAUAUGUUAAGGGGUUCGACUUCGUCUCUUGGUUACGAUGUAUGUAGGAAUCCUUUUGGAUCUUCUUCAGACAAUGUAUCCUUUUCUGUCCCCGAUCUUGGGGUACUGAAUGGGAAGAAAAAAAUCAGUGAGGAGAAACUUGUCUUCUACGAGUACAAAGAGCUUUUGAUGGUAUGCAUCAUAGCAAAGCUCCAGAGCAAAUCCAGGGGCGAAGGAUUAAUGAAAUUCAUUAUUACUAAAUACCAGGGAGUUUCAAGAAGAAUGAUACUGAUACUAUUGCUAUCUAGCGGAUUAAUGUGAUAUCAUUGUAUAUGUGUAGACAUUCAGCACCGUAUGAUGCAGAUGAUUAGACAGAGGAAAACAAGAUAAAGUUUUGAUGGAUAAAAAUGUCCAAAAUCAAGAUAAUGUCACAUGCAAUACAUAAUCAACAACCAAAGUGAAUGGUGACUUUGAAGCAAGGACUAAGGAGUAACAACCUCUUGGGAUAUAUCUGAAUUAAUUUGGCUAAUACGAAAAAUUAUAAAGUCAUCAAUGGCCAAAACUAUUCAAGGAGGCCCCAAAUUAAACUCCUGUGUAAGUAGGCUCGAGCGCUCCGGCCUUCUCUUCCGUUCCCCCAUGUCAUUAAUUACACAUGGUCAUCUCUCAAAGUCCCGCCCUCCUCCCCGCGCGCCAGAUAUCAAACGAAGAAGUUUGACUCAAUGCCCUAAUUACACUUAUUAACCGGGUAUCACGAUCUAGGUUGAAACACAACCAAUAAUACUUGUAAAUUAAUCUUGGAAGUGCCUCUUCAUACCCAACAAAAAUCGCUUUGACCCUGGUAAUGACGUCGCUAGCUAGACUUGGGAAGAUGACGAUUUAACAUUAAAUUGCAGACUAUGAACUUUAUGAAUACACCUUUAAUGUAAAAACAUAAAUAAUAUAAUAGAAAAUAAUUAAGGCCCAAAUGUUUCUUCCCCAUCGUUGAUUUGAUUCCUGUCCACAAGCACAGAUGUUCGGUUACGUCAUAUAAUAUAUUGGUUUGGUUAAUUAACUGGGAGAGAUUGAAUCAUCUGUUGGGCCCGGGAUGGCUGUUUGUUGCGUCAUACAUAAUAGUGUCUUGCUCUGAAACAAAAUUGGGCCAUGGCCCAUGGGCCCAUGAGAAAAGCGAGUGGAUGGUGACAGCGCACCAACUACCCAAGUUGCAUCACCUUCGGAGGGAAUUUGGUUGCCACCUACCAAUUUGCUCACUCCAUUGAAAAAAAUAUCGGCCAAGUCAGGUCAGACUGAAAGACAAAACAAAACGUCCCCAAUUUUCCCCGUAAAAAAAAAAAAAAAAACUCGUUACAUCUAAUCGUAAUAAUCAGAUAUAGAGUAUUUUUAUGUUGUGCUAUUAUUUAUGGCUAUAAUUUAUCCAAUAAUUAGCUCGAAGGAGGAGAAUCGAAAUUCAGAGAAAACUAAUAAAAUUACAUUACGUGG